AUUGAAAAUACAGACUACUCCAGCUCCGGAGGCAAAAAACCUCAGCAGCCACAAUUUUCUGUUCAACCAAGCGUUGCACAGAAACCUCUCACUCCCCACAAAGAAAUUUCACUGUCAAAAACCCUAAUUUUGGCAAAUGAAACCCAUUCACUGCAACUGAAAGAAAUAACAAACCCCACCUCCCCAGAAUGCCCUGCUCAGCCAUGUUUCAGGGCUAUAUCAGAACCAUGUCGCUCACACCCACCACCACCACCGCCACAGCCACCACUUGCAUGGUUUUCCGCAGCAAAACCCUCCAUUGCAAUAAUCUGAAGCAUUCCUUGUUGAGUUUUGUCAUGAGGCACAACAAGAAUUCCUUCCACACUCAAAGGUUAUGUAGGUUCUACUGCACAAAUGGUCACGUGGGUCUUGGGGGUUUCACGUGCUUAUCGUCUUCUUCUUCACGGACCGUUGAGGUUGAUUGGCGGCAGAGACAGAGGCAGAGGCUGAGACAGAGGAGUGUUGAUAAUAAUAUGCUUUUUUGGAAUCAUCAGCAGAGUUUGAAUUAUGGGAGGUAUGCUUAUCAGGACGUUUCUAGCAGCGAUGACUCGGAUAUGGAAAUUGGGUCUUCUCGGAGCCAACUGGGUGCUUCUACCCUUGAUAACAUUAAUGAAUGGGAAUGGAAGUUAACAAUGCUCCUUCGCAACAAAGAAGAGCAAGAGGUAGUGUCUAGGGAGAAAAAGGACAGACGAGAUUUUGACCAACUUUCAGCACUGGCAACGAGAAUGGGUUUGUAUAGCCGUCAAUAUGCUAAAGUAGUUGUCUUUAGUAAAGUACCCCUACCAAACUACAGGUCUGAUCUGGAUGAUAAGCGUCCACAGAGAGAGGUGAUCUUACCUUUUGGAUUACAACAAGAUGUAGAUUCUCAUCUUAAAAAGCAUCUUUCUCAAAAGCCAAAGAACAGGGAAGAUAAUUCCUUGUCAAGAUCAAGCAGUGAUCUAAGUACCGUUACUGAUGAGGGGCUUUACGAGCAGAAGGAGCCAUUCGUACAGAAUAGUGUUAUAAUGGAGAAAAUUCUACGGCGUAAAAGUUUGCAACUUCUCAAUCAGCAGCAAGAUUGGCAGGACUCAGUGGAAGGUCAAAAGAUGCUUGAAUUUCGUAGAAGUCUUCCUGCAUAUAAAGAGAGGGGUUCAUUGUUAAAAGCCAUAUCAGAAAACCAGGUUGUUGUUGUGUCAGGUGAAACUGGUUGUGGUAAAACUACACAGCUUCCUCAGUACAUUUUAGAAUCUGAGAUUGAAGCUGGUCGUGGAGCUGCAUGCAGUAUUAUUUGUACUCAACCUCGGCGAAUAUCCGCCAUGGCUGUUUCUGAAAGAGUUGCUGCUGAGCGGGGAGAAAAACUGGGGGAAUCUGUUGGUUACAAAGUUCGGCUGGAGGGAAUGAAAGGGAGGGACACUCGGCUUCUCUUUUGCACCACUGGCAUAUUGUUGAGGAGGCUACUUGUUGACAGAAACUUGAGAGGUGUUACACAUGUCAUUGUUGAUGAGAUUCAUGAACGUGGAAUGAAUGAAGAUUUUCUUCUCAUUGUCCUGAAAGAACUUCUUCCUCGUCGACCAGAAUUAAGGUUAAUUUUGAUGAGUGCAACCCUAAAUGCUGAGCUUUUCUCUUCUUAUUUUGGUGGUGCUCCAAUGAUGCAUAUUCCUGGUUUUACAUACCCUGUUAGAGCAUAUUUUCUUGAGAAUAUUCUGGAAAAGACUGGAUACCAGUUGACUCCAUAUAAUCAAAUUGAUGAUUAUGGUCAAGAAAAGUCAUGGAAAAUGCAAAAACAAGCUCAAGCUCUCAAAAAGAGAAAGAGUCAGAUUGCUUCUUCAGUUGAGGAUGCACUUGAAAAUGUAGACCUCAGAGAGUAUAGUGUAAGGACUCGGGAGUCUUUGUCCUGUUGGAAUCCUGACUCAAUUGGAUUUAACCUCAUUGAGCAUGUGCUUUGCCACAUAGUCAGAAAGGAAAGGCCUGGUGCUAUUUUGGUUUUUAUGACUGGCUGGGAUGACAUAAACUCUUUGAAGGAUCAGCUCCAAUCACAUCCUCUCUUAGGCGAUCCUAGCAGGGUCUUGCUGCUUGCAUGCCAUGGUUCCAUGCCCAGUUCUGAGCAGAGAUUAAUAUUCGAUAAGCCAGAGGAUGGAGUGCGGAAAAUAGUUCUUGCUACAAAUAUGGCUGAAACUAGCAUCACUAUCAAUGAUGUGGUUUUUGUGGUUGACUGUGGAAAGGCUAAAGAGACAUCAUAUGACGCACUAAAUAACACACCUUGUUUGCUUCCAUCAUGGAUCUCAAAGGCUGCUGCUCGGCAAAGAAGAGGAAGAGCUGGUCGUGUUCAACCUGGCGAGUGUUACCAUCUCUAUCCCAGAUGUGUAUAUGAUGCCUUUGCUGAUUAUCAACUGCCGGAGCUUCUGAGAACACCAUUACAGUCUUUAUGUUUACAAAUCAAAAGCUUACAACUUGGAAGUAUUUCAGAAUUCUUGUCUAGGGCCUUGCAACCACCAGAACCUCUCUCGGUUCAAAAUGCUGUAGAAUAUUUGAAGAUCAUUGGGGCUUUAGAUGAACACGAAAAUCUAACAAUACUAGGGCGCAACCUGUCAGUGCUUCCAGUUGAACCUAAACUUGGAAAAAUGCUCAUAUUAGGGGCUAUUUUCAACUGUUUUGAUCCAAUCAUGACUGUUGUUGCGGGAUUGAGUGUCAGAGAUCCAUUCCUUAUGCCUUUUGACAAGAAGGAUCUUGCAGAGUCAGCAAAAGCACAGUUCUCAGCCCGUGAUUACAGUGAUCACCUUGCAUUAGUCCGAGCUUAUGAGGGUUGGAAAGAUGCUGAAAGACAGCAAUCUGGUUAUGAAUACUGUUGGAGAAAUUUUCUAUCUUCACAAACUCUAAAAGCCAUCGACUCUCUUCGCAAGCAGUUCCUUUUUUUGAUCAAAGAUACUGGUCUGCUUGAGCACAAUACAGAAAACUACAAUAUGUGGAGUCAUGAUGAGCAUCUUAUCCGAGCAGUCAUCUGUGCGGGUUUGUAUCCUGGAAUGUGCUCUGUUGUGAACAAAGAAAAGUCCAUAACUUUGAAAACAAUGGAAGAUGGUCAAGUACUUCUAUAUUCUAAUUCUGUCAAUGCUGGGGUACCAAAAAUUCCAUAUCCAUGGCUAGUUUUCAAUGAAAAGGUGAAAGUGAAUUCAGUUUUCCUCCGAGAUUCAACUGGUGUAUCUGAUUCUGCGCUGCUCUUAUUUGGAGGGAAAAUUUCCAGGGGUGGACUAGAUGGACACCUAAAAAUGUUAGGAGGAUACUUGGAGUUUUUCAUGAAACCUUCACUGGCAGAGACAUAUAUUACUUUGAAGACGGAGCUUGAUGAACUGAUCCAGAAGAAGCUUUUGAAUCCCAAAUUGGAUGUACAAUCUCAGAUUGAGCUACUGUCUGCAGUAAGAUUGCUGGUCUCGGAGGACCAGUGUGAUGGUAGAUUUGUCUUUGGUCGCCAGGUGCCAGUACCAGUUAAAAAAGCAACAAAACAGACGCUUCCUGGCACUUUGAGAGUAAGUGAUAAAGGUGGGGACAGCAAUUCCAAAAGCCUGCUGCAAACGUUGCUUGCUAGAGCUGGACAUGCAGCGCCCACCUACAAGACAAAACAACUGAAAAACAACAUGUUCCGUGCCACAGUGAUCUUCAAUGGAUUAGACUUUGUAGGGAAGCCUUUUGGUAAUAAGAAACUUGCAGAAAAGGAUGCAGCUGCUGAGGCUCUUCUUUGGUUGAAGGGUGAGAGCCAUGCAUCUUCCACAGAUAUCGACCAUAUGUCAAUGCUUUUAAAGAAGAGUAAAAAGAAAACUCAGAAAAGCACCUCAUUUCACAGUUCCAAGUGGAGUUAAGCUGUUCGCAGAAAAUCUAGAAGAAUGAUAACAUAUAACUAAUGUUAUUUUCUUGAAGCCGGAACUCCUGGUCCAUGUUAUAAAGUUUGCUGAAUGGAAUUUGAGAGGUCAAUAUCACUGAUCAUGGAGUGACAUCUAGAACGGAAGCUACGUUUUGUGGAAUCCAUUACUGGUGCUGACCUUUUUCAAACCCUUAUUUUAGAAAGGGGUGAUAAAAUAUAGAAGGCAUUCUUUGCCGGCAAAAGAAUCCGUACUUUUGCAAAAUGUGGUUAUUUUUGCUAACAUUCUUUGGAGGCAGAAGAUGGAGAAUCAGCCUACUUUCAUUAUAGUUAUAGAAACACUAAUUUACCCUAUAUUUGUUGUAUGAUAGAUCAGAGGUCUAAUUGAUCCCAACAUGUUGCGGCAUAAGUUGUCUGCCUUACCUUCUGUAUAUACUAAUGUCUGGUGGAGGAAGGAUAAGCUAAAUGAAAAAGAGCUGGCUAGAAAUAAAUUAGAUCUUUAGAGACCAAAA
Messenger RNA from Ziziphus jujuba (common jujube), 4380 nucleotides. Its product is annotated as DExH-box ATP-dependent RNA helicase DExH3. Gene Ontology annotation, cellular component: intracellular anatomical structure; nucleus. NCBI's taxonomy places the organism in Eukaryota, Viridiplantae, Streptophyta, Magnoliopsida, Rosales, Rhamnaceae. The coding region runs from base 189 to 3869 and encodes 1226 amino acids. The transcript is spliced from 19 exons. The record is from RefSeq and is a predicted model, not a curated record. Gene Ontology annotation, molecular function: ATP binding; RNA binding.